Molecule: messenger RNA, 970 nt
Organism: Entrophospora sp. SA101
Lineage: Eukaryota; Fungi; Glomeromycota; Glomeromycetes; Entrophosporales; Entrophosporaceae
Source: the annotation of a GenBank genome assembly
AUGAAAAUGCAUUAUUAUCCUUUGGCUUCUCUUACAACUGAUGAUUCUUUGAAACAGUUUAAAUAUACAGUUUUUGAAGAUUUCGUCAUAAGAACCUUUGUGGAUGAAAAUGUCAAAUAUUCAGUUGUAGUUGAAUAUUUUUCCGUUGACAGAAAUUCUCAACAAUUAAGUUGGCUUAAACAUGGUGAAACCAAAAUUUCAUUGCCAUAUGAACGAUUUAAUUUUAAUUUUGUUGUUAUUUCAUUGUUUACUACAAGCGACAUUGAAUUUGCAAUUGAUUCAAAUAAGACUUAUUUCCAAUUACAUCAAAUUGGGAAUGAAGCAGAAUAUUGGGAAAUUCAAUUGGAAAAUUCUGAACUAUCACCCAAAAAAUCAUUUUAUGGCAAUAUUAUAUUUGUAUACCAUGACAUUUCAACAAAUCAUUCUGACAUUUUUGAUUCAUUUGAGGCAAAUUACAACACUUACAUAGUUUUAUGGCAACCAAAAUUAUCUUGUAAUGACAAGUACAUACUAGAAUUGUCAACAAAACAUGUCUAUGGUUUCACACUACCACACAAUCAUUAUGAUGACUUGUAUAAGUCAUUAAGUGUAAUUUAUAGCCCAUUGUUCAAUGAUUACAUUAAAGCAUGUUUAUUUGAAAGUCCUGAUAAAUCAGAAUCUACUUUUUUACCAACAAUUCCCGAGUGUUAUCUGAGAAUCAUGACCUGUUUGUCGUUUUCUGAUGAAAUAACCAAUGAAGAAAUUGUUUGGCUAGGCACUUCUCAAAAUCAAGUUAUAUGUUUCAAAAAUAAUAAUAAUCAGCAAUACAUAAGUCCAAAAUGGUGUGUGGAUGUCAUCAGUGUGCCUAAAAAGAUAACUGAAGUCAAGAUAAAUGUAUCGACUAUAAAUACAGAUUUCAUUGCAUUAAUUAUCCAAUUGGAAAAUGAUAAUCUAAUAAUUAUGAAUUCUGAAAAUGGGAUGAUCUUGCAUG